UCGUAAAAAUGGAAUUUUCAGUUUUGUAGUAAUUUUCCAAGAUUUUCACGAUGAGGAACGUAAAUCCUCAUCUCUUGGAGGACAAAAUGGACGAGGCGGUGACGCACUACAUCACCCACCAGCCCAGUGAAUCCGUUCAUGUGGACGCAAACACACUGGCGCUGAACAUACAAGAGGACGAAGGCAGCCGAGUCGUGACAGUCAUGCCACAGAACUUCAGUCAGCAAAUGUGCCGACAAGUAUCAGUGGGGGAGCACGUGGAAGGGUGGGGGGAAGAAAUGCUAGACCCAGACGGCCGGCUAGCAGCCAUUGUGGCGCAGCUCGCCAAGUCCGGAGCCCCGCAUUACCACCCACCACAUAAGCUAACCUCAGUGAGAGGUGAUGUGGAGUCCUCAGUUAUGCUAGAUGGCCAAUUGAGGCUUUUCAACGCGCAAACUUUGGAGCAGCAGGGUGACUCGAUAGUUGUGCAAAUGCCAUCACUGCCACCUUUACCACCGCUGCAGGAGAUGAAGCGGUGCUCCGAUGCUGACUGGUUCAACAAAUCCAAGAAUAACCUCAAGACCAACAGCGUGCUAGACUCCGAAGGCCAAGUCCUGGAGUUGUCAGAUGCUUCGCCGGGCCAGAACCGGCAGCCCAGCAAGAAGAGCCUGCCGCACAAGAAGCGAAUAUCACGGAAACUGAAGCGGAAUACUGGCAACACUACUCCGCAGCAGGACAUAGUAGUGAUCAGCUGCAACGACGAAGUGCAACAAGAGGAAAUACUUCCCGACAACUAUGUGACUCAAGUGCAGCACCAAACACAUCUCGCUGACGACGCACACAAUAUCACGCACGAGGUUCGGCCAGUGCUAAUAUGCUGCAUAUGCGGCGAGUACUACGGCGAGGAACAGCUGAAGUUCUACCAGCAUCUCAAACAGCACUAUGAACCACACGCCACCAUCAUUAUCGAGAACCCUGUGUCUGACCUGGGAAUAGAUAAGAUGACCAACACCUGUAUAGAGGACAAUGUCGCAAACCUACCAGACUCAAUAGUCGAACUAUCUUUAGAAAACACCGUCCCUAAAACUAUGUACCAAACGAUGGACAAACACAUCCUGUACACGUCAAGCGACAAGACGCUCCAAUACUCUAGUAAUAAGCUCCAAUAUUCCAUGGCAAGUAUGGAUAAAGAGGUGCCGAGUAACGAAGUGGAGAAAGCGGACUUGUAUGAUACUCUGGAUAAGUUGGAGAUGUAUAAUUGUAUGAAGUGCAAUAAGACGUUUAGAAAACAGAAGCAGUGUGAGGCACAUAUUAAGGAAGUACAUGGAAAACUGGAGGAUAUGGGAGAGUUCAGUGAGCCUGAGGACCUGAUGGAAGGGAUCCACGUCGCCGUCGAGGGGGUGGAGCCCGCGGAGGGCGAGUCCUACGAACAGUCCCUACUUCCCCACCUCACAGUGGAGAACGGGACCGUUCAUCAAGAACACGUGAGGCACUGGUACAUGCGCGGCAACCAGCCGACCGCGUGCGGGCCGGACGCGUACUGUCCGGUGUGUCCGGCGCGGCCGGACCACCAGAACGACUCGCAGCUCAAAGAGGAAGUCUUCCAAAGAAUAUUCGACGUAGAAGUGCCGGCGGCUGAGAACUCCAAUUUCGCCGACAACAUAAUACCGGACACCGAGAUACCGGAGCCCGAGAAACCGGACGAGAAGCCCGAGAAAGGGAAGAAGGGGAAGAGCUUCGAGUGCCCGCAGUGCGGGCGCGUGUUCCAGCACAGAAACAGCCUGUUGUACCACGUGCUAUCACAUAAGGGGAAGCAACAUGUAUGCCGCGAAUGCAAUAAGGGCUUCUACACGUCGGGCGCACUAAAGAUCCACAAGCGAGUGCACAACGGCGACCGGCCCUACAAGUGCGAAGAGUGCGACCGAGAGUUCCGGCAGUGGAGCGACCUCAAAUACCACAAGGUGUCGCUACACUCCAACCAGAAACAUUUCAAGUGCGAGUUCUGUAGCAAAGAAUUCGCUCGCAAAUAUUCGCUGAGCGUCCACCGGCGAAUUCACACCGGCGAGCGCAACUAUAAGUGCGAGUAUUGCAACAAAAGCUUCCGCGCCUCCUCCUACCGGCUCUCGCACAUGCGGACUCACACAGGCGACAAACCGUUUAAAUGCUCGACGUGCGGCAAGUGCUUCCGCGUGGCCGGCGACCUGCGCCGCCACGCGCUCACCCACGACAAGCUCGCCCGCGACAAGCACCCGCGCGUCAAGCACCAACCCGACAAGUCACCCAAAAAACCAAAGGACAAAGACCACAAGAAAAAACCGACCACCACCACCACCAAACUACCCAUCCUAAAAAGCAUCCUGGACAAAAAAUCACCCAAAAGCAAAAAGAAAAUCGGCGCACCCAACGUUACCGUCGAUCCUGACAAAGAGUUCAAAAUCAAUAGCGAAUUCACGAACAAUGUGGAAGUAUUCGACAGUAGAAAUUACAAGUUUAAAGAGAUUUAUGUGGGCAAAGAGGAACAAUUACGGCAGUAUGAGUUAGAAGAUAGGUUACCCGAUGAGAGGAAUUUUGCAGUGCUCAAACCUAUGUUCAGACCGAACGAUUCUAUAGAACCGGAGAAAGUUUACGACAGGAGUGAGAAUACUGAUGGUAAAAUGGCCGUUUUCACGCAAGUAGAAAAGAAGGAAUAUGCCUCGAUAGUGUCAAAUACACAGGUCACACUGGCUGAUAUUAAUAGACAUUUGGAGAGAGAGCCGAGGGAAGUUAGGAGCGACAGUCUGAACGGAGAGGCGAUAGAAAAUGGAAUACUUGAGAGGUUGGCGGCUUUGUACAAUAUACCGGCGGUAUGAGAGAUGUGUGUCCUUCGAACAAAUUCAGUUGUACCUGUCUAACUCCGUGGCCUCCGCGAUGAAACAGUUUAUAAUUCCAUUAUAAACUAUAUAUCUGACCGACAAGUAAACUAAAUGUAAAAAAAUGUAAUGAAUCCGUAACUCUACGCUGCGCUUAAAAACGCGCAUUACUGAUGUUGGAACUAAGUCCGCCAAGCUGAAAUGGGACUGGGCCGGCCAUGUCUGUCGCAUGCACCCAGAGAGGUGGGCCAGCCAGAAGAGCUGGUAGGCCCAGACGGAGAUGGCGGGACGACCUGGACGCAUAUCUUAACGACUGGCCGGAGGUUGCUCAAAACCGAGACGAGUGGAAAUCGAGGGGGGAGGCCUUUGCCCAGCAGUGGGACACCGUAUAGGUAUAUAAUAAUAAUAAUAACGCUAAAAGAGCAAUUGAGGGUGGUAUUCCAUCUGCCAAUUAAUACGGUCCAAUGUCAUUGCGUCUCACUCUCUCAUUAAGCAAAAUGUGGGACAAAAUACAUGUUGGACAUUUUUUUGACCGGAGAUUAGUUCAUUUGCGAAUGAACCAUUCAGUUUAGAUCCUUACGGAAGGACCAAACUUAGUGAAAUUUACUUUUUUAUUUAAGCUUUUUACUAACUAAAUUGUAAGAAAUACGACCUGAUGAUGUACCUAUUGUAUUUAAAUGUACAGUGUAGAACAUUCUAUAUAAUUAGGUAUAAGUGUUGAUAAUGGUGACAUUUACGCAUAGUUACUGUUUUCAAAUAAAAGGGGUGCGUCUUAUCUGAACGAAAUAAAAUACCUUUCCGAAAAUUAUAAUGAUCGUGUAUAAAUAUGUAUACACGACCUUAUUGCCCAUAAAUUAUAUUAAGGUAGUGUAUACAUAUUUUAGGAACUUUGUCCGUAUCGAUAUUUGUAGACGUGGCUGUAUUAUUAUUCUGUGGCCUUAAGAUGACUGGAUCGGUAUAAUUUGUCUUGCAGAAAGGUCUCUAGGUACUUCCUUUUCAAAUGUGCAUAUGAAUUUGAUCCUCCUACAAAUGGGCAUUAGAUGAGUGUAAAUUUGAAAUCAACGGUUCUUUUGGUGAUAUUUAAGUAUUACAAAUAUAAAAUUAUUGUUUCAAUAUAGGGUUAAUGCUGAACUGCAUAAUUGUUUCCAUUGUAUUUUCUCGGAAACGUUCGUAUUUGUCAUACUACUUCAGUCAACCUCAGUACUUUUUGUACCGAGACUGACUGAAUAAGCAAGACACGUUCGUACGUUUCCGUGAAAAUACGACGGAAAACAAUUAUGCAGUACAUCAGACUGUACUCGAUACUGCCCCUAUUAUUUGGCAUCUUUAAUCAUAAUAAUAGUUAUUUUUGUGUUCCUAACAAAUGUAUGACGUCGGAACAAGCUAACACUGCACAUACUUUACAGUGACAAAGUGAAGUAGUGUCAUCACAAACGUCCAAAUACUAUGAGAAUAGCACGUUAAUAAUGGCAUUUUCACACCGUCAAAGUAGGUAAUGAGUUAGCUUAGACGGAAUCUAGCAAUAAAUUAUUAUAAUAAAAGUAGGCUAAGAGUUAGUCCCGGAAAAUCGUUGAUUCUGAUAUUUAACUCCAUAUUCCAUAAAUAACGAUACUUUUACCUAAAUGGUUAAUUGAAAGUACCAUCAAGAAAUGCUAUAAAAGUUAAACUUAGUCAUGUUUAAAAAAAAACAUGUAAAGUAUUUAACUAUCCUCGUAUUCGACAUGAAAAGUAGUGUUUAACUGGGGUUAAAGGCAGCAUUUCAGCCUCGGACUAUUGGCGCUCUCACUGCAUUCGAAUGCCAAACUACCUCAGAAGAAAUGAGUGCCUUUCAUCUCUUGGUUAACAAUCUACCGUCGACAUCACUUGGUUUUCUGCAUAAAACACCUAAAGAGGCAGAGGUCCACAACGCUUGAUGUCAGGUGUCAUUACUGUUGUAUUCGUUCCGAUUGUAUCGAAAUCGAAGUUGCUGUAAAACUUCACAAAAAAGGUUUAGAGUCUGAUUCUGUGAUCUAGAGUCCAAUGUCAUCUGGAAUGAAGUAUAGUUAACUAGACAGAUAGCCUACCGCGAACCACGUUCGACGUGUUGCCUCUCUGUCGCACUUGUAAAUUCAUACGUAAGCGUGACACCGUCAACACGUCGAAAGUAGUUCGCGGUAGGCCCUCAGGUUUGUUUCUCAAAAUCGUUAACCAUUUUCCGGGACUAGUUCUCUGUCUAUAAUGGUGGUCACACACUUGCUGUUAUAUAUAACUUUAUAUAACAUUGUGUGACAAGGACGACACUAGUGUUUUAUUAUGUUGUCCCAGUGACACAAUGUUAUAUAACGGUAUAUAACAGCCAGUGCGGGACCACCAUAACAUAACAUCACAUAAUAUACUGUGGGACUGUAUAAAUAGCAUAAUAAAAUGACCAAAUUACUAUUGAUCAAUUGAAGAGUGUAAACAUUUUUUUCGUUGUAAAUAUUUUUUACACAUUAUUUACAUCAGUUUUCUCAUAUAGAUAUAUUAUAAUUAUCUUAUAUAAUUGUGUAAAAAUGACUGAUAGCUGUAUAAAUUAGUUUAUAACUUAAAAGUCAUAAGAACACUUUCUUAAAUAAUAAUAAUAUUUAAAUGAUCGCCGCAGCUCUAGGUAAUAGGUAGAUAGGUACCUACUGUAAUAUAUCUAAUAUCUAAUAUAAUAUGAAAUAUGAAAGUUCUAGAAAAAUACCUUUUAUAUGAAAGGCUUUUUGAAGCCCAUCACGAUUAAUUUCUAUAUGAAGCAGAAACGUACAAAACGAUACCGCAAUACUUAGAAAUAUAAAUGGAAAACAUCCGUAUCGGGCGAAACUGGAACUUGGGACUCCGAGAUAUCAACCCGCCUCUGUACCAACUAAGCUACCGAUACUUACUCGUUGACAGCUAGAGCGUAGUGUUGAGAUCUUAUCAGCCAGCGGGCUAGUACAGUCAGCAGCAGAAGUUGUUAAACGGGCGAGGUGUUCAAAACGAUUUUGACGCUACUUUAUUGUUAAGAGAAUAAGAGCGUGUCAAGGUAAUUUUGAACACCUCGCCCGCUUAGCAACUUCUGCUGCUGACUUUACAAUAUGUUAUGUACGACCGUAAUCUGUUAAACAAAAGCCACAUUGUUUCUUUUCUGCGAGCGGUGGACUCCCGUUUUGAGCGAGUGGCAAAGCAACAAUGUCGUUUAAAAAGCUGCUGUAUCGUAGUGGUUUUAAGGUUAAAAUCUAUGUACGCUCGCCUACAUUGAGGUGGUCGAUCGUUCUACAUUAAUCUUAAAACCACCACGAUACAGUCGCUUUUUAAACGACAUUGUUGCUUUGCUGUAUGUCGAAAAUUCGUAUUAACGCAUUCACUGCCAGGGGGCGUGGCCUAGGAACAAACUUGUAUGUCGGUGGACACACAUGUGCGUCGGGGGCAGUGAAUGUGUUAAGUAUAUCCCGGAGUCGCGAGUUAGAAACUCGACCGAGACAGGAUCUCAUUGCCAAUUUUCCUUUAUUUUGAAGCAUUUUUAGGAUGUGUAAAAUUACUAAUGAAGACCAUAAAAGUGAUGGCAUUAAACUGGGUAGGGGUUUUUUGUGGAUGAUUAAUUAAUUAAAUGCCUAGGUGUGAAUAAUUGAUGUACAUUACCUACUAAAACUUGAAAACUGUAUUAUACUAUUGUACAUUUUUGUAAUUUACAUUUAAUAUUAGUUAAAAAAAGAAUAAACAGGAUUUCUAUUA
Messenger RNA from Cydia fagiglandana, 6542 nucleotides. RefSeq lists its product as uncharacterized. Lineage: Eukaryota; Metazoa; Arthropoda; Insecta; Lepidoptera; Tortricidae. The record is from RefSeq and is a predicted model, not a curated record. The transcript has 16 exons. Bases 51 to 2828 code for a protein of 925 amino acids.